Molecule: messenger RNA, 651 nt
Organism: Cydia pomonella (codling moth)
Lineage: Eukaryota; Metazoa; Arthropoda; Insecta; Lepidoptera; Tortricidae
Exons: 1
Coding region: 1-651 (216 amino acids)
Source: RefSeq, a predicted model, not a curated record
AUGGCGCUGUUGGGCCCCUCAGUCAGCUCGAUAAAAAAGCUAAUCACCAUAUGCGAGGGCUACGCCGAGCAGCAUGGUCUUAGGUAUAAUGCAACCAAAAGUGAAAUACUCAUUUUUAAGGCUCGAAAGUACAAUUUAGAUUCAACUAUGCCUAGGAUCAUGCUGGGAGGGGUACCCCUCAAAGUGGUGGAGAGCUUUAAGUAUCUGGGGCAUGUGCUCACUGGAGAUAUGAAAGAUGAUAUGGAUCUAGAAAGAGAAAGGAGAGCCAUGGCUAUAAGGGGCAAUAUGGUUGCCCGCAGAUUUGCAAGAUGUAACAAACAAGUAAAGUUAACACUUUUUAAAGCAUACUGCCAAACUUUUUACACGUGCAGUCUGUGGGCAACAUUUACGCAGCGAGCCUACAAUACACUAAGGGUUCAGUAUAAUAACGUCCUGAGGAUGCUGUUGAAGCUGCCGAGGUACUGUAGCGCAUCCGGUAUGUUCGCGGAGGCGCGAACGGAUGACUUUUAUGCCAUCAGGCGCAAAAGAAUAGCGUCUCUGCUGACACGCGUGCGCGGCAGUAGCAACAGCCUCCUAAGGACGUUGGCUGAACGCCUUGAUUGCCAUCUCACGAGCUACUGGGUAGACGUGUUGAUAGGCAAGGCUAAAUGA